GUAAAUUUUUCUCGACCCACACCCUCCACCCGUGUGUGUAUAUAUAUAUAUAUAUAUGCUUAUCUUCAUAUUCCCACUCACAUGCAUUUGUUCUUUAAUUACUCAUAUUACGUGACAAGCUAGCUAUCUAGUCCAACACUAUUUGUCCAAAAUUCAGUAUUAUACUUCUAUCAAAAAAUGGGUUUUACUGAGCCAGAAAUUAUAUGCAAGAAGCAUCCAAAUCAUAAGCAGCAACCAGGAGUUUGUUCUUCUUGUCUUAGAGAAAAACUCAAUAAGCUUUCUACUUCAACAACAACAAUCAUGCCACUUUCUUUAUCAUCAUCCUCUACUUCUUCUUCCAAUUUUGAUUCUCCCCGCGGUGGCGGCCACCGCCGGAUCACCUCCGACGUUGUGGGUCCCUUCUCUUUCGUCAGCAUCAUCGGCGCCGGUGCCGGUGCCGGAGGCGGUUUGAAGAAAAGCAGAUCAAUAGCUUUUGUUGCAAGAUCAGGUUGUAGAUCAGGUGGAUUGAAUGGGCAAAAGAAGAAAGAAGGUUUCUGGUCAAAGCUGAUCAGGUCAACGGCGAAAAGAUCCAAUACGGUUCUUGUGCAUUAAUCAUCUUCUACUCGAGAAAGCAGUAUAUAUAUAUAUAUAUAUAUUACACCAACGACAACAUGUCCAAUGAGAUCUCACAAGUAGAAUUUAAGAAAAGUAGUGUGUACGCAGAUAUUAUUCCCACCUUGCGAAAGUAUAUGAAUGUUUUUUAUAGAUCCUUGACAAAACAAUGUAUAUUUAUUUGUUCACUGUAAAAAAAAAAAAUUACACUAUCAGUGAACUUCUACAUGAUGUAACAUGUUAUAUAUCAUCUUUUGAUAACCAAUUAUAAGCAAUUCCGUUAUGGUUAAA
This is a messenger RNA of Nicotiana tabacum (common tobacco), 882 nucleotides long. RefSeq lists its product as uncharacterized. The record is from RefSeq and is a predicted model, not a curated record. Lineage: Eukaryota; Viridiplantae; Streptophyta; Magnoliopsida; Solanales; Solanaceae.